CUUCCGGGACCAUUUUUACAGAGACUGAAGAGGAAGCGAGACACUCCAUAUUUUUUUAUUCCAUUUAAAUUAACGUAAGUAUACAAGACCCCUCUGCUAUUGCAUUGGCGUCUACGGGAGACACCCUGUUAAACCGGAACUCAUCGCUUUUUUUCCAAUGGUAAACAGCCGAAGUGAGCUAUCUUCGUUUAUGCACCAUCUUUGAUUUUUAUAUCAGUGGAGGCGAACUGAAGAGGGCUCUGGGAUGCUAACUGAAAACACCAAUUGACGUCGCUUCCUCGUUUCUGGCGUAAUCGCUACACGGAAAAUAAAUGACUAAAUGCAUCCAGGACCACAUUGAAAGAUACCUGUGAAAGCUCUCGCUCCCCCACCCCAAUGUCGAGGUCGCAGUGACGGGGCUGGGCAGAGGCAGAGCCCGGUGCCCCGGCCCCUUUGCCCAGCUGAGGAGCAGCCCCUGACAGGGAGCGCACCAUCUCCCUGUGCCUCGUGUCCUCUGGGGGGGCAUUUUGAGCCAUGGAGCACCCACGGGAAAAAGAGGGUGAGCGACCGGCGCGCAGCAGCAAGGCGGGUCAGGGGCGCAGCGGGCACUCUCGCCCCUCUGGAUCAGGCUCCUCCGGAGUGCUCAUGGUUGGGCCAAACUUCCGUGUGGGCAAGAAGAUUGGCUGUGGUAACUUUGGAGAGCUGAAGCUAGGUAAAAACCUCUACACCAAUGAGUAUGUUGCAAUAAAAUUGGAACCAAUAAAGUCAAGGGCACCACAGCUGCAUUUGGAGUACCGGUUUUACAAAACAUUAGGCAGCACAGCGGAGGGUCUUCCUCAGGUCUUCUACUUUGGGCCGUGUGGGAAAUACAAUGCCAUGGUGUUAGAGCUGCUGGGCCCCAGUCUAGAAGACCUCUUUGACCUCUGUGACAGGACCUUCUCUCUCAAGACAGUCUUAAUGAUGGCUAUUCAGCUGCUCUCACGGAUGGAGUACGUCCACUCCAAGAACCUCAUCUACCGAGACGUGAAGCCCGAGAACUUCCUCAUCGGGCGGCAGGGGCACAAGCAGGAGCACAUCAUCCACAUCAUCGACUUUGGCCUGGCUAAAGAGUACAUCGAUCCCGAGACCAAAAAACACAUUCCUUACAGGGAGCACAAGAGUCUCACAGGAACCGCCCGCUACAUGUCUAUCAACACCCACUUGGGAAAAGAGCAAAGUCGACGGGACGACCUGGAAGCCUUGGGUCACAUGUUCAUGUAUUUCCUACGAGGGAGUCUGCCGUGGCAAGGACUCAAGGCUGACACCCUGAAGGAGCGAUACCAGAAGAUUGGCGACACCAAGCGCAACACUCCCAUCGAGGUCCUCUGUGAAAGCUUUCCAGAAGAGAUGGCCACGUACCUGCGCUACGUGCGGCGGUUGGACUUCUUCGAGAAGCCCGACUACGAGUAUUUGAGGACUCUGUUCACCGAGCUGCUUGAGCGCAAAGGAUACAUUUUUGACUACACCUACGACUGGGAUGGCAGAGCGAUUCCUACUCCAGUGGGGUCUGUCAACGUGGACUCGGGUGCGUCUGCCAUCACGAGAGAGAGCCACGCUAACAGAGACAGGCCCUCUCAGCAACAACCCCUACGGAACCAGAUGGCAGCAUCAGACCGCAGAGGAGCAUGGGAUGCACAGCCCCACCGACAGACAAAUUCCUCCUACCUGAGCAGCUCCCACCUGGCUGCAGACAGGCAUGGGGGCUCUGUGCAGGUGGUAACCUCCACCAAUGGGGACCUGAAUGCAGACGACCCAAUGACGGCCCAUUCCAACGCACCUAUCACAGCGCAGGCCGAGGUGGAGGUGGUGGAAGAGGCCAACUGCGUGAAAAUGCUCAACCUGUGGUGCUGUUGCUUCUUCAAGCGAAAACGGAAGAAGAACACUCCACGGCAGAAAUGAGCUCCUGCUACUCUGUCCGAUGUCACUGAGCGGGUUUGGUUUUAAGGAAACUAAUUAAGGGGCAUUUCCAGUUGUAGUUGGGAGAGAUACUUUUUAUUAUGAGAGAUAUGCGAUUCUUAAUGACCCGGACCUACUGAAUGACCUUCGCCACAGAGACCUUUCUUUGAUAAUUUGACCACUGACACUCCCUCUGGAUACCGGAGAACAUCUCUUAAUCUUCCUCAGUUUUUUUUUCUUCCCUUUUGCUCAAGUGGAGAUAUCCCUCCCUCUCUUUGAGGGAGUGAGGAGACCUUGAGGGAGUGAGGAGACCAGUCUUGCAGUCUAUAGACCCCAUAUUUUUUCUGACUCACGUCUCUCUCUUGCGCUCUCUCUCCCCAUUCACCAAACACUCUCACAUCCCCAGUAAAAGCAGGUCUUAAGCUGUCCCUAAUUGUUUGCUUUUUGUUCAUGCAUAUUUAUGUCUGUACAUAUGUGUGGAUGUAUGAAUGUGUCCUAAUGGUUAAUUGAUUCAUAUGCCACCCAGCCCCUCCCACUUAGCCCUGUUUGACUGUCUUGGAAGUAUAGGAGAUAUUAGGGCAAUUCCACAUCUGGACAGCCUGAAUAUUUUGGGAGUAUCAAAUUGUUCUUGCAAUUCUCACAUAGAAAGUUCAUUGGAAGGAAGAAUGUUUGACAUGUUUUUUACAUGUAUCACAUUUUUUUCUAUCAUAAUGAAAGUGGUUUUCUGGUACUUUGGAAGAUACAGUAUGACCCAUUUUAUACAUAGAUGUUGACAUUAUAGGUCAUUAACCAAUCACAUCCCUCCUUUAGAAUGGCACAUUUAGCAAUUCACCAGCAGAGGGAGUUCCCUUUUUGAAUCCAUUUUCCCAUUCACUGUGUUGGUGAUGCUUAUAAAAGCCUACUCUGGAAAUGUGAUGUACUUGUACAGUGUAUAUAUAUUGUUUCAAACAAUGUCCUAAAAUUAGCAAAUCUAAAAUUGUAUUUCAGAAUGUAGACAUAGUCCAUAUGUUAGAGCACACUAUAAGGAGUAUAAUGACACCAAGAUAUUCUGUGUCAUGUAUGGUGCAUGGAUCAUAAGAUCUUACAGGAGGCAUGUAUAGGUCUAAAAAGGGCCUAAAAUUGCUACUUACAUAAUGAUUAUCUAAAAAAAAAAAAAAAAUGUGAAAGCAUGUCAAACAUCCUUCCUUCAAAUGAAGUUUCUAAAUGAGAAUUUCCAUAGCAAUCCAAGUGUCCCAAAAAUAUUUUUGGGCUGUCCUGGCACAGAAUGGCCCAUUUAUAAAUAAUACUACAAAGUCCUAAAGUAACCUCUUGCUCCAAGCCGAGACACCGCUUCAUGUCCCCUCAUAGAUCUGCAAAGACGUGACCGGUGUAAGCAGUAUGUUAAUAGUUCCACUUUUGCUUCUGGUUGACUAGGUGAUGUUUCCACCACAUUGCUCAACACACAUCCAGUUCUUUCACAUCUAUAAGGGCUUAUUUGGGAUUGGGCAUAAGUAGUCAAAGCAGAAAGAAAAGGUAGAAAAGGAGGAAACAGCGAAAGACCAGCACGUUCCUAAUGCAUCCCUGCCAGGGAAAUAAACCUGCUUGUACUAUUCACCUCACAAGUCACUUACUACAUUUGCCUGGUACCUCCAUAUUUGUAUUAAAAACUACUAAAAGUGCUAAUUAGAAGGAUAAGCAAGAAAAAUGUAAGACAGCAGUUGGUGAGUGACCAAAGGGAUGUGUGUGGACAGAGGACCAGUUGUUACCAGAUUGGGAUUUAUUUCUGAAAAUGAUUUGAAUUCUAGAUCCCUGUGUUUGAUGCACUGUUCAUUAUAGCAAAUGCACAUCAUUGCUUGUAACCACUCACUCCUUUUCAACUUCAGGCCUUGGUCUAUUGUACAUUUUUGGGGGAGACAAUCUAUUGACAAUAGAUCAGUUACGAGUUGCAUUUUGCAUUGCUUUAGUUAACAUUGCACGUACCCCUAAACUGGUCCCUGUUAUCCACAAACACUUUGAUUUCUCUGUGUGGAUGAAGGAAAAGUUGCUUCCAAAUGCUGAUCUAAGGUCAGUUAAGCUUUUUUACCUCCUAAUAUUUAAGGCUAGGAUUGGGAUAGAAUGAACUGAUCCCAGAUGUGUACUUCGGGGCAGCUUCUACCGCCAGUCUGUCUGUAUACAGAAUCUUGGAUAAGGAGAACAGACUUAGCUCUCCCAUUGAUUUAGAUGCUACUGCUCCCUCUUCUGGCCUUAACAUGGAAUGCCUUAAUCAGAUCACCUCUCAUUAGAGCCUAUCAGGAUAGGUGUCUGGUCACUGCAACAACAUACCAGCCAAUAAGAAGACAUGCAUGUUGACGAGUCUGAUUCCAAAAGAGCGGCCGUUCUCAACUCCAAUCCUGGGGUACCAUCUGGUGUUGCACAUUUAUGUUCUAGCCCUGCCCUAACACACCGGAGUCAACUAAGUUGAAGCUUCAAUGCAGCCUUUUUUACAUUUAUUUUUUAUCUCCAUAUCAAAUUAGUUCUGGGUAACAAUUAAGUACCUUACUGGCAUUGUUUUAAAUUUAAAAUGGUCAAAAUGAAAGACUCUUAACAAAGAGCAAUUUCUCAAGCUAUUUUUUUGCUCGGAUUGUCAGUGAUCUGAGUGGGGAGGGGAAAACUGUAAACGAGCUGUUAUUGGCAGAGUGGUGAAUUUCACAGUAUUGUUCCAACCUCAUAGUGUGGAAAUGUAUAUAAAACACAGAAGAAUCAUGUUUUUGACUGCACUGGGCCUUUAAGUAUUUGAAUCAUGUCUGUUAGUGCUGGGCCUGAACAAAAAAAGCUGCAAUGCUGCAGUGUGGACCUUCAAGACCUGGACUUAAAGCCCCCCAUGCAGUCUUUACUAUUUAAUUUUAAAUCAUCACUGUGUCUAAUAAAUCACUGUUUAUUUCAUGAAAAUAACAAAUAUAUUUUUGAUCAUUUAAUACCCUGAGCCUUAUUUGGCCCUUGAAAUGCUGUCUGACCAUGUGGGCGUUAGGAAAUACGUUUGAAGAUACACAGCCAUAAUUCCGAUUACAAUAACCCGAAAAAUAUUGAGUCCCGGUUAUGUGAAACCAGGAUAAGAUACCUGAGAUAUGCUGAUCUUAGACGGGAUACUGUGGCAUGUAAACAUCUCAUCACUGUUUACUGUUGUUUUUUGCAGUCUGCACAGGCUCAGUUGCGCAUAUCAUUGGUGUUAUGUGAUGUUUUCAUCAGUCAAACAAAUCACUCCAAAGAGAAGGCGAUCUGCGCUGUUCGAUCCAUCAUAAUUCCAUAAUAAUUGAUUUUGCUGAUACUCUGUACUGGACUGUAUAGCAUGCUGGCUACUUUCACCCCUAAAUUAGACACUUCUGCUUAUAAUUUCCGACAUUUGGUAGGUCAAAUCAUUUCGGACAUUUGGUAGGCCAUUUCUUUGUCAACUAUAGUUAGAUACAUGCAUAUUUUAUUCUGUCAUAACUUGUUGCCAUAGAAGACUAAAUAAAGUAGUGCUCACCAGAAUGUCUUACAUUGAUAGAAUGAAUGCAUUACAUAGGAGGUUGGUGUCACCUUAAUUGGGGAGGAUGGGCUCGUGGUCAUGACUGGAACGGUAUAAGUGUCAAACACAUGGUUUGAUGCAAUUCCAUUCGCUCCGUUUCAGCCAUUAUUAUGAGCCGUCCUCCCCUCAGCAGCUUUGACUGCUGCAUUCGUAAUCUAGUUAACACCAGUAAAAUGGUCUGUUUCGUUUAGGGACCGGGAGAAAACGCAAUAACUCCAAAACAGUGGAAAGAUUGGUCCUGAGCAAAAUGACCAAUGUCAUCAGUUUGAUCGGUUUAAAGGAAAUGAAAAGCAGAGAACUAUGAAACAUUUCUGUUAAGACUUAAGUUCUUCUUGGGUGAAUAUUUUAUAUGCUUGAAAUACUGUCUUCUGGCAUAACGGUGUCAAAGAUAACCCAUUACAAUCGCCAAAGCAUUUUCUCAAGAGAUGCUGAUAGAAAUAAAUCAUAUUUCUCCACUCCUGUUCCCGAGACAAUUAUAAUUUGUUGUAUCAUAGUACUGCAAGAAAUCCAUAAUUCUGCAGGAGUUAAUAUUAUAUUAUGCUCCAUGUGAGACGUUAUAGGCCUACAGUAAGUGUCCAUAUUUCAGUUACUUUUCCAUUUAACCCAUAAUAACUAUAAUGACUAGUAUUCUGUUUAUUCUCAUGAACGGGAUAUCGAAGGUGCAUGUAAACAGCAUAUCCCGAAUAAGAACUUAAGCGGAAUAUGAGCUACUGUCCUGAAUAUUGUGCGCAUGUAAACGUGGUCACUAUUUAGCCUGGUAGAGAAAGCAGAAUUUGAAUAUUUAAAAUAUAGGAACCUCCUUUGUGUCCUAUGUAAUGUCAUCGGAGUGAAAGGAAGUGAAUGGCCUCUGCAGUCAAAACAUUUUGAGGUUGUGAAAUGCUGAACUUGAGAAUGAUAUUCAACCCACCCCAGUGUUGACUCCUGAAUGGUUAUCUUGUCUAUUUCGAUAUAUUGUUUUGUUGUUAAUGUGGACAAAAAAUGUAUGAUGUACUGUAAUUUUACAAAAUGUAAUCAUUGAAUGACCUUGCUUUUUGGUGGGGGAAGGUAUUUAAACAGUGAUUGAGUGCACUACUUCUGCACCUACUGUUGUCUGUAGUUAGGAUGCCGGUCUCGUUCUCUACCAUCUCGAUCAGGUGUAUCAAACUCAUUCCAUGGAGGGACUAGUGUCUGCUGUUUUUUUUCUUCUUUUUUCAAUUAAGCCCUAGGCAACCAGAUGAGGGGAGUUCCUUAUUAAUUAGUGACCUUAAUUCAUCACUCAAGUACAGAGAGGAGCAAAAACCCGCAGACGCUUGGUCCUCCGUGGGAUGAGUUUGACACGUGAUCUAGGUACUAUCCACGUUCAUUUGUGUGUUAUGGAAAUGGUGGAAAGAACUCGUGGCCUUGAGGCAAGGCUGGGGGAAUUGUCCAUUUCCUUAUAUGCUUCUAUUGAAUAACUCCCUUGUACACAGACACACAGGCGUGAAACCCAAGCACAGUGUUCAUUAUUUUUACUUUUUUGUCUUUUGGCGGGAUCCCAAGUUAACACUGACUAAUGCCCCCUGGUGUGCAGGAGGACUUUUGUCUUUCCUAUGAUGACACAUUUAUCUUUGGCAUGUCCACUCCCUAGCUGCCUUUUAUGGAUGGACAAACAAAUGUUCUGUAUAUUUUUGAGUAACAAAGAGUUUUUGUGUGCUGUGUGUGGAUUUAAGUUAUUUCAAAUGUACUUGAAUGGAAAGAUAUGGGACGAGUCUUAGUGGAAUGUCAGGAUUUACGCGGAUGCCAUUGUCGGACUAAAUUCUGUGCGUAUGAGCAAUGUUCUUUAUGCAUGGAUUGGUCGAUUGAUUGAUUUACCCACAUGUCAUUGAGGCUUUUAAGACAUCAAUGCUGACCACAGCAGGCUAAUUGUGUAGUGGCUAAAAGUCCAGGCUUAGGCUGUUGUCAUGUAUCUCUCGCUCUUUCUCCCUUUUGCUCUCAUUCAACUCUUUGUUGAGGACUUCCUCCCUUCCUUGAAGUAAUUACUGAUCUAACCAGAGGAGGCUGGGGUUCUAUAGGAGGAUGGGCUCAUUGUUAAUGGCUGGAAUGGAAUAUAUGGAACAGCAUCAAGCAUAUGGAGAUAGCAUGUUUGACUCCGUUCUAUGUAUUCCAUUCCAGCCAUUAACAAUGAGCCUGUCCUCCUCUGGUUAGAUCAGCAAUGAUUUGACAGGUGAAAGUGAUGACUUUUCCCUCAUGGCUUUCACCUGUCCAGUCAUAGCUAAUUAGUGAUUACUUAAAUGACAGGGAGAAAGGGCAGUGUUUGUACCAGGACUUUUGACUUGCUAUGAGGCUGGUGUAGCACGGAGGUGCUGACCCUAGAGUUUCUUGAAAGGACAGAGGACUUCCACACGCCCCUGGUGGCAGUAUAUAUUUCUAUAUUUGCCCAUACAGCUGUCUGAUCCCACUGUGGGUCAUUUUGAAGCCUUACAUUCCCAUUGCUCCAUGACAUGUUAACAUAACCCCCUCCAAUGGCAGGGUUUGUUUGAGAUGUCACUCACUGUAUUGGGAUAAUCUAUGGAUAGAUGUAUACCUCAGAGAAAAGCCAUUUCUGACUCUCACCACACACAUGCACAUUCUCAUUCCCUUUCUCCUUUUUGCUCUCUCAUUCAGUCUUUGCUCCCCAGUGCCAGCUUGUUGACCUCUGGUGCCAAGGGCGCUGAAAUGUUAGCGUGUUGUAGACAUGAGCCCUAUUCUCUGCUCUUAAGAUGGUGUCAUUUUAGACCCAUUCAGUGGGUUAGCUGGAUCAUUGCAAGUGAUUUUGAACAGCCAUUCAAAAUAAAAAUAAUUUGCCAUGUUAUGCUUGUGUGACAACCAUACCAUAUCAGAAUUUGUGUAGUGAAAUAUUAUUUUGCUUGGGCGCAUUUAGGUGACAUGAUACAGAUGAUUUGCUUCUUUCAUUAAGUAUUCUAGGCCUGCUUGUUUUGCUUUAUCCCAACCACCAAAGUUAUUGUUUUGUCAUCCCUGUUUUCUUAUUAUUGUUCAUUUUUAUUAAGGAAACCACUUUAUCAAUAUAUGUUUUGCCAACUUUUGUGUAACAUGUACAUAUGAGAAGUCCUCUCUAAAUUAUUUAGUUGCUGUAGAGGGGUCAUAGCUUUUUAACCUCCAUCAGCAACCAGUAGAUGACACUGAGUCAGAUGGCUUUGGCUGGUUGUAUCCUCAUGCCUUCUGCAUACUGCAUAAAGGGGUAGAUUUAAUUAUGAGGUCUUUUCAUUGGUUUUAAGCACAAAGUUAUUGUAUUGGUAUACAUUGUGUGCUUUUAAAUAAUACUGUCCUGCUUAUAUGAGCAAGGCCCACCAGGGCCUUAAUGACCAUUUUUCAUUCUUACUGUCAUUCCAGAUAAUCUCUGCACUUUCUCAGUGUUUGAGGGAUCAUUUAUCAACAGUUGCUUGCAUUUGUCUACAGAACUGUGUAGGGUGCAAGCUGCAAAUACUGCUCAAGUGAAGACUUCCUGACAUUACCUUCAGUUGCUUAUAUACUGUAGACCUCCAGUGGUUAGAUACAAGACUGCAAUAUUGUACUGAUUAUUUUUAAUCGUAAAUUAUGUGAAGUUUAUUUUGUUUUUAUGUUCAAAUUGGAGUCUAUUUUCUCAGCCUGGUUUUCUUUUCACCCUCUUCAAAGCUGUGGAACGCAAACUUGUACAGUGCUAUGAGAGCUUAUGUCUCGUGUUCUCUGGUAAUGGUUUCAAAGCUAUGAAUAUAAGAAUCAAGUCUUAAAAUUGUAUUGUGAAUAUUGUGUUGAAACAUGAAUGUUACUUCAAAAUGUAUUUGAACGCUUUAACCAACCUAGUUAAGGGCUCCUAUCCUGAAAAACCCCUCGUUUUUUUCAGGUUUUUGAAUUUCUUCUUUUUUGGGGGGGGUUGGACUGUCAUACUAUGCCUACUUCCCAGAGGCCUCAAGUGAAACAUGUCAUGGGACCUUUCCAAAAUUUCACUACACUACUUCAAAAUAACUCAACUCAAGUUUGCACCCAUUUUUUUAUGUAAAAUAAAAAUCUCUCUUAACCUUUA
Messenger RNA from Oncorhynchus gorbuscha (pink salmon), 9455 nucleotides. Its product is annotated as casein kinase I-like. Gene Ontology annotation, biological process: peptidyl-serine phosphorylation; positive regulation of canonical Wnt signaling pathway; signal transduction. The transcript has 14 exons. Gene Ontology annotation, cellular component: nucleus; cytoplasm; plasma membrane. Lineage: Eukaryota; Metazoa; Chordata; Actinopteri; Salmoniformes; Salmonidae. Gene Ontology annotation, molecular function: protein serine/threonine kinase activity; ATP binding. The record is from RefSeq and is a predicted model, not a curated record. The coding region runs from base 514 to 1917 and encodes 467 amino acids.